CUGCCACCACAUACAUAAUCUACGCUUCGUUACAGCCUACAAAGCAAAUGUGAUACUUCGCCAUUCAACCCGCCAUGGAUGUCCUGCCUCCCCCAAACUACCCUCCAGUUCACCCGAGCGAAUACCCCCAAAUUCCAACUCGAACACCUCCGGCGACGCUUGAAAUAGCGCGUGCUUGUUGUGUCAGUGGUGAUAUCCAGGAAUUUCGAGCGAUCCUGGACUCACAAGAUCCUUCUUCGGAGAAUUUUGACAUACACGACUUUCAUGCGAUAAUGGUCGAAGCCAUCAAUCGAGCCGACGUGCAGUUCAUCAAAGAACUUCUUGAUCAUGGCUUGCCCAUGGAUCCACUCUAUGCAUUGGAAGCUGUCAGCACCAAGAGGAAGGAUGCUCUGGAAGUUUUCCUUCAAAACGGAUGGAAUAUCAACCAGCCCAUCAGCGAGCUGGAACCUCCUGUACUAGGUUAUGCCGUUGCAGAUGAGGGAAUGGUAGGUUGGCUUCUUGAUCAUGGAGCUAAUCCCAAUCAGCAAUGUGUCAUUGAUUUCACCCCACUUUCCCGAGCUGUAGAAUCUGCGCCUAUAUCAGUCAUCCAGCUCAUGCUCAGACGUGGCGGAGACGCUCGAAAAGGACAACUCCUCCAUCACGCAAUCGCACGGAACUCAGAUAGCAUUGCGGUACUGAAUCUUCUCAUUGAAAAGGGGGCCGAUAUCAAUUCAACUAUGUACAAUGAUUACCCUUCUUGGGCGCUUUUCUUCUUUAUGGGCCUCGGCACGGCUCUGCACAAAGCAGCUGAACUUGGCAAAGUGGAUAUAGUUCGCUACUUGAUCAGUAAAGGAGCCGAUCUGGAUAUCAAAGAUGCAAAUGGUCGCACAGCUCUGGAGUGUGCGAAGAUGUCAAAUCACUCUGAAGUCAUCCAGGCACUUGAGAAAGAUAACGGCUUGUCAAUACAAGAUGCAUGAAUUCAUCGUGUCUCGAUUUGCGUCAACCACCAAAUUUCUGUUGCAUUCAAAAAUUGUAUCGGCCUGCUGUGCACUUAUGAUCAGGCAUGAUUAUCUUUAAGACCUAUCAAAUAAUAGUCAUUAUUAUGUAGUAGACACAACCCGCAAGAUCAGGUAACACUAGCUUCGCGUGAAAUGUCCAGAUUUUCUUUCAUUGGCUG
Messenger RNA from Talaromyces stipitatus ATCC 10500, 1156 nucleotides. RefSeq names its product hspc200, putative. NCBI's taxonomy places the organism in Eukaryota, Fungi, Ascomycota, Eurotiomycetes, Eurotiales, Trichocomaceae. The record is from RefSeq and is a predicted model, not a curated record. Bases 75 to 956 code for a protein of 293 amino acids. Gene Ontology annotation, cellular component: cytoplasm; nucleus. The transcript has 2 exons. Gene Ontology annotation, molecular function: protein binding.